Chelmon rostratus (copperband butterflyfish) is the source of this 2246-nucleotide messenger RNA. Its product is annotated as 5'-AMP-activated protein kinase subunit gamma-2-like. The record is from RefSeq and is a predicted model, not a curated record. Bases 114 to 2246 code for a protein of 710 amino acids. NCBI's taxonomy places the organism in Eukaryota, Metazoa, Chordata, Actinopteri, Chaetodontiformes, Chaetodontidae. The transcript has 18 exons.
CAGAGAGAGACACACACACUGAGGAGUGUGAGCCAGCAGUCAGCUAAUUUAUUGAUUUAUUGGAUUAUUGAUUUCUGGACACUGAAGAGCAGAAGGACCUGAGUGUGCUGGCGAUGCCCUUCCUGGAGGGAGAUCCGGGCCGAGCCGACAAAGAUGGCGGCAGGAAGGGGGAGCCUCUCUGCCACUCGGCCAGCCCCACCAGGAGCUUCUUCCACCGAGCUCCGUUCAGCCGGCCCUCCAGCCCCCGCUCCGCUCCGGCCAGGACCUCCAGCUCCAAGAUGAGUCCCACCUCCUCCAAAACCAUCUUCCCCUACCACAGCGGACCCCCCGAGCAGGACUCGCCACCCAAGUCUCCACGCAGGCUGAGCUUCAGUGGGAUCUUCAGGUCGGCCUCCAGGGAUUCAAACCAGCAGCCGUCGUCCUCCCCCGUCAGCAUCAAACUGUUCACCCGCAACAAGAGAGACAAGGCCAGAGCCCACAGCCUUUCAUCCCCCCCUCCUCCUCCUCCUCCCCCUCGUCAGGAGGAGGUGAGCGUUUUCCGUCUGGAGACGUACCUGACGGAGCCGAGGCGUCCGGAGACCAGGAGGCUGCGCUCCUUCUCCUCACCUCCGGACACCGGACAGCGCUCCUCCUCCUCCUGCUUCCAGCUGCCCCCUGUGGCGCCUCCUCUUCCUGUCAGGAGGCUGGUGGAGGUUGCAGACGGCAUGUCGGAGCAGCCGGACCCCGAUGAUGCCGCUGAGCAGUCAGAGAGAGACAUCUACAUGCGCUUCAUGAAGUGUCACAAGUGUUACGACAUCAUCCCCACCAGCUCCAAACUGGUGGUGUUUGACACCACGCUGCAGGUAAAGAAAGCGUUCUUUGCUCUGGUGGCAAACGGAGUGAGAGCUGCUCCACUGUGGGAGAGCAAGAAACAGAGCUUUGUAGGAAUGUUGACGAUCACAGACUUCAUCAACAUCCUGACCAGAUACUACAAAUCCCCCAUGGUUCAGAUCUACGAGCUGGAGGAGCAUAAAAUCGAGUCGUGGAGAGAACUGUACCUGCAGGAGACCUUCAAGCCUCUGGUCCACAUCUCACCUGAUGCCAGUAUAUUUGAAGCUGUGUACUCGCUGAUAAAGAAUAAGAUCCAUCGUCUUCCCGUCAUCGAUCCGGUCAGCGGGAACGCUCUCUACAUUCUGACUCACAAGAGGAUCCUGAAGUUCCUGCAGCUGUUUGUGUGUGAGAUGCCCAUGCCGGCCUUCAUGAAGCAGACUCUGGAGGAGCUGGCUGUGGGGACGUACGCCAACAUCGCCUACAUCCACCCCGACACGCCGCUUAUCACGGCGCUGUCCGUCUUUACGCACCGCCGCGUCUCCGCCCUGCCCGUCGUCGACCACAACGGUAAAGUGGUGGACAUCUACUCCAAGUUUGACGUCAUCAACCUGGCGGCAGAGAAGACGUACAACAACCUGGACGUGACGGUGACGCAGGCGCUCAGACACAGAUCCCAGUACUUUGAGGGAGUCAUGAAGUGCAACAAACUGGAAACACUGGAGACCAUCGUGGACCGCAUCGUGAAGGCUGAGGUUCACAGGCUGGUUGUUGUUGACGACGAGUCUCGUAUUGUCGGCAUCGUCUCUCUGUCUGACAUCCUGCAGGCGCUGAUCCUGACCCCCGCAGGUCUGGGCAGGAAGGAGUCUCUCCCCUCUCAGCUGACCGGUUUGGACUCAACAGAGCCAGAACCGGCAUCUAACCCUGAACUAGAUCAGGAAACAGACCAGGACCAGGGACUGGAGCCUAGUACAGAGACAGAGACAGAGAGUAAAGCUGAACCGAAUCAAGACCAGGACCAGGAUCAGGUACUGGAGCCUAGUACAAGCACAAAGACGGAUAGUGAAGCUGAACCAGAUCAAGCCCGGGACCAGGACUGGGGACUGGAGCCUUGUAAAGAGAUUGAGAGUAAAGCCGAGGCAGGUAAGGACCAGGACCAGGACCAUGGACUAGAGCUUAGUACAGACACAGAGAGUAAAGAUGAACCAGAUCAAGACCAGGACCAGGGACUGGAGCCUAGAACAGAGAGAGAGACAGAAAGUAAGCCUGAACCAGAUCAGGACCCGGAGCCAGAUAAAGAAACAGAGACAGGCCAGCAGAGGGAGACAGAGGGAGAGGGAGACAUCGAGGUGAGACAGACAGAGAGUGAGACAGGUGGACCGACAGCAGAGAGACAGACAGAGAGUGAGACAGGUGGAAUCCUGUCGUCCUGCCUGUGA